Lolium rigidum is the source of this 1327-nucleotide messenger RNA. RefSeq names its product probable carboxylesterase 12. NCBI's taxonomy places the organism in Eukaryota, Viridiplantae, Streptophyta, Magnoliopsida, Poales, Poaceae. The record is from RefSeq and is a predicted model, not a curated record. The transcript has a single exon. The coding region runs from base 198 to 1181 and encodes 327 amino acids. Gene Ontology annotation, molecular function: hydrolase activity.
GGAGAUCGCCGAGACAACAAACUCGUGUGGCUGCGCCGUGCUUAGCCGCCGGCAGCCAAGAUUGUGGAUUUAAAAACUUCCAACUUGUUCAUCCAAAUGGCCAGUCUCCUACUUGUUCCACUACUAGUUCACUUUUCCUCCACCGCACUGGCGCACUCCAUAGCACAAGCUCGCCUUCACAUAGCGCAUCCACCGUAAUGGCUUCCAGCGACGCCGCCUGCCCCAGCGAUGUCGAGAUCGAGCUCCUCCCCUUCAUCCGCGUCUACAAGAACGGCAGCAUCGAGCGCCUGAAGGGCACCGACACCGUGCCGGCGUCCUUCGACGACGCCACGGGCGUGGCCUCCAAGGACGUCACCAUCGACCCGGCCACCGGCCUCUCCGUCCGCCUCUACCUCCCUCCAGCUGCUGCCGCCGGUGGCGCCAAGAAGCUGCCUGUCCUCGUGUACGUCCACGGCGGCGGCUUCAUGGUCCAGUCCGCGGCGUCCCCGACGUACCACCGCUACCUCAACGCCCUCUCCGCCCGCGCCGGCGCCAUCGCGGUGUCCGCGGAGUACCGCCGCGUGCCGGAGCACCCGCUCCCCGCGGCCUACGACGACUCCUGGGCGGCGCUCGCGUGGGCGGUUGACGCCUGCGCCGCCGGGCCCGGGGGAUCGGAGCCGUGGCUCGCGGCGCACGGGGACGCCUCCCGCGUGUUCCUCGCCGGCGACAGUGCCGGCGCCAACAUCGCGCACAACGUCGCCCUGCGCGCCGCCUCCGAGGGGCUCCCGCUGCAGCCGGGCGCGGCGAUCGCCGGCGUGAUGCUGGUGCACCCUUUUUUCUGGGACCCGUCGAACACCAUGGCGCCGGAGCUGGAGGUCAGGAUCCGCCGCGAGUGGGCGUUCACGUGCGCGCGGCCCGACGCCGACGUGGACGACCCGAGGAUCUGCCCGACGUCCGCCGGGGCGUCGGUGCGGCUCGAGGCGAUGCCGUGCGGGAGGGUGAUGGUGGCCGUGGCCGAGGACGACUUCCUGGCGGCCAAGGGGCGGGCGUACCACGCGGCGCUGCUCGCGAGCGGGUGGCGCGGGGAGGCGGAGCUGGUGGACACGCCGGGGCAGGGCCACGUGUUCCACCUCCGGCGACCGGGCACGGAGGCGGCCGCCGAGAUGUUGGACCGCGUCGCGGAUUUCAUUUCUCGUGCUUGACUACCCGCCCGUUGUUCCUUUUGCCCACUGCGUGGCAUCGUCUGAGUGUGACUGAGCGAGACGUGUGAGCAGGAUCUACUAUUCUCGUGGAUUCAUACACAAAUAAAACUCAGUGCUUUGAAAUAUACGAGAAGUUCGUUUAUCUA